CAAUGGGGGGACAUCGUUCGUGGGGGUGGGGGGGAGCUACUCAUUAAUUACCUUGAAAAUCAUCAGACUCAUCCAGUGAGAUUAAUGAUGUCUGUUUAGUUCAUCAGAUGAGUGAAGUCAUCAAGUCCCCCGACGUGCUAUAGAGAGCGUUUCUACAUCCUCAAGUCUGAAGUUCAAGCAUCUCUGCGCCUAUGUUACUUCAAUUUCGAAAAAGGCCUCUCUACCUCUGCAACCUCUACUUCAAGUCUGCAACCAUCCACCGCCUUGUCAUCAAGGGUGAAAGUCCCCCUGUCCGUCACUUCUGCCACGUCCUCCCCUACGGCUUUAAGACUUACAAUGGUAAGAUGCCAGGCACACGGACGACCACAGCCAGCCACAGUGUCAUAUACAACAAGGAGCAACCAGUGCCCAAUCGCUCCCACGUCCCUAGCUCUCCCCCAUCUGCAAACAGCGGGGCGACCUUCCCUCCGCACCUGCCCUCUGGCGACCCCGAGGAACGAACCGAUUCCUCGGAGAAACUGGACGCCUGGCAGCCAGUAGAGGGGAAAAGAAAACGGAGGAUGAGGAGAAAGGAGAACGGGAGAGGACUGACUGAAGCAUCACCGCCGCCACUCCCCCAGACGUCGUCCACAGCACCGCAGCAGCAGAGGACACAGCCGCUGGCCACCGGACCUGAGUUCGGCAACAGCCCGUUUGAGUGCAAGGUGUGCUACGUCGACUUCGACGACUGCGAACGCCGUCCACGGAACCUUCCCUGCGGCCACGCCUUCUGUACCCGCUGCAUCGCCAGUACCAUCAGGAAGAACUCGCUGCUCUGCCCCGCCUGCCGCCUGCGGUACGCCUGUACGGCCGCUACUCAGUUUCCCAUCAGCUAUAUGGCCGAAGAACUCAUGAAGUCUCUGAGAGAGAAUCACAGACCGUCAACAGCCGGCUCCGAACCUCCUCGGGAUAGCCAGAAAGUCAUUGAAAUGAG
Molecule: messenger RNA, 973 nt
Organism: Procambarus clarkii (red swamp crayfish)
Lineage: Eukaryota; Metazoa; Arthropoda; Malacostraca; Decapoda; Cambaridae
Source: RefSeq, a predicted model, not a curated record